AUGCCUCCAAUCAUUCCAGACACCACUUCUGAUGUAUCAAAGAAACCCAUCACAGUUUAUCUUACCGGGUUCGGGCCGUUCCGGAGCUUCACCGAGAACCCUUCCUGGCAAAUAGUCUCCUCUUUCCUUCCUUCAGCUUCUGUUUCUACCGAUAUCUACGACAUUACUAUAAUCCCACACCCCGCCCCUGUCAGGGUCGCCUACGAAACUAUCGAUACCCUUAUCCCAUCGCUCCAUGCGGAAAAGAAAUUUGAUUACAUUCUCCACAUCGGUGUCGCAGUUCCCGGAGACUAUGAGAUUGAGACAGUCGCCCACGAAAAGGGAUAUGUAAAGGGUGAUAUUGAUGGCCUGAUCCCGGGUGGUAAAAAGGCGGACUCAGAAAAGGAAAAGAAGAACGAGACUGGCGACACGGGGAAGCGCGCCAUAGAGGACACGGACGGAGGGCAGGUUUAUAAGACGGAAUUAGAUAUAGAAAGAAUUAUCGGAAUGAUGGAUGCCUGUGGGAUAGUGCCAGAGGAGACACCCGAAAAACAGCUCGUAUUUAAAGAGUCGACUAAUGCUGGUCGCUACUUAUGUGAAUAUAUAUAUCGCACUUCGCUGCGGUGUGCCGAACACUCUUCAAGGAGAGUGUUAUUUCUGCAUGUGCCUCCUGAAGACGACCCAUAUAGCAUCAAAACCGGGGUGGGAAUGCUUGAAAAGUUUAUUAUCGCCUUUGUCACCGAAGGAGAAAGGUUAAGACGAAAACAGGAAAAGGAGCUUUAA
Messenger RNA from Morchella importuna, 762 nucleotides. RefSeq lists its product as uncharacterized. The transcript has 3 exons. Bases 1 to 762 code for a protein of 253 amino acids. Gene Ontology annotation, biological process: proteolysis. The record is from RefSeq and is a predicted model, not a curated record. NCBI's taxonomy places the organism in Eukaryota, Fungi, Ascomycota, Pezizomycetes, Pezizales, Morchellaceae.